GAAAAAUUAAAUAGCUAAUAAUUCUACUUCCGUAUAAAUAUUGCCGGCAAAUUUUGAGCAAAUUUUGGUUUGUCAGCACUAACCAGAAUGGCCGAUUUUGGUUUUGCACGCUUUGGCGAAGAAGAGGAAAAUGAAGAGGAAGAAGGACAAGGAUAUGCUUCCACCACCAAAGAUGGUUUGAUAUUUCUUAUUGACUGUUCCAAAUCUAUGUUUGACAGUGAAGAUGAAGACCAGGAAAGCCAUUUUCAGUUGUGUAUUAAGUGUGCCAAAACAACUCUACAGAACAAAAUAAUCAGCAGCGACAAAGACUUGAUUGGUGUUGUUUUCUUUGGAACAGAUAAAGCCAAAAAUACAAGUGAUUUCAAGCACAUAUAUAUUUACCAGGAAUUGGACCAACCAGGAGCUCCCAGGAUAUUAGAGUUAGAAGACAUGUUGGAAAAUGGCUAUAAGAAGUUUGGUAAAGAUUUAGGACACAGUACAGCAUUUUCCUUACAUGAAGCACUAUGGACCUGCCAAAACAUGUUUUCAAACAGUACACAGAAAGUUGGAUCCAAAAGAAUCCUGUUAUUUACAAACAAUGACAAUCCACAUGCUGGUAGUCCACAGCUUCAGAGACAAGCAAGAACAAAAGCCAGUGAUUUGAAUGAGACAGGAAUUGAUUUAGAACUCAUGCAUUUAAUUCAAGAAGGAGAAACUUUUGAUGUCACAAAGUUUUAUAAGGAUCUGUUGUAUUCAGCUGAUGAUGAAAUUACAGAGUUACCUGAUCCUGCAGAAAAACUGGAGGAGUUAAUGUCAAGAGUUCGAACAAAAGACCAUAAGAAGAGAGCUUUAAGAAGAAUUCCAUUUUCACUGGGAAAAGGAUUGAAUUUAGGUGUUGGAGUGUACACACUUGUAAGAUCAUGUCCAAAACCAUAUGGUGUAAAACUGUCCAGAAAUACAAAUGAAGAAUUGAAAACCCACACCAAAAGUUAUCUAGAAGAUACUGGUGAGGUAUUGAUGCCACAAGAUUUGAAAAAGGCUCAGACAUAUGGUGGAAGGAGAAUUUGUUUUGAAAAUGAUGAAGUGACAGAAAUUAAACGCUUUGAAGAGCCAGGGUUUUACCUGAUGGGGUUUAAACCUAGAGCCAGUCUAAAGAAAUAUUAUCAUGUUAAACCAGGACAGUUCAUAUAUCCAGAUGAAAAUACUGUCAGUGGAAGUACAACACUGUUUUCAGCUUUGUUGAAGAAGUGUUUGGAUAGAGGAGUGAUGCCUAUAUGUAAAUAUAUUCCUGGGAAAAAUUUCCCACCAAGAUUUGCUGCAUUGGUGCCACAGGAAGAAGAAUUAGAUGAGCACAAAGUGCAGAUAACUCCACCAGGAUUUCAUGUCGUAAUUCUGCCUUUUGCUGAUGAUUUUAGGAAAGUUAAACUUGAUGAAACAGUUAGAGCAAAUACAGAACAGAUAGACAAAGCAAAGGACAUGAUCAAAAAGUUAGCAUUUACCUUCAACAGUGAAAGCUUUGAAAACCCAGUAUUACAGAAAUAUUGGAGAAAUAUAGAAGCUUUGGCAUUGGACAGAGAUGAACCUGAAGAAAUGGUGGAUUAUACAAUGCCAAAUGAUGCAGGAAUGACAAAAAGAGCAGGAAAGUUGAUAGAUGAAUUUAAAGAUCUGGUAUUUCCUGCUGGAUAUGAACCAGGAAAGAAAAGGAAAGCAGGAUCUGCUGCAGAUCCAGCUGCUAAGAAAGCUAAAACUGAUGGGGCAUUGGCCACGUUGGAUGCUAAAACAGAAGCUGAAAAUGGAAGGUUGGGCAAGCUGACAGUAGCUUUGUUACAAGAAGUAUGUAAGAAACAAGGAAUCACUCCAGCAAGUAAAAAGAAGGCGGAUCUUAUUGAAGCAAUUAAUGAUCAUUUUGGUGUUUGAUACGUCAAAGGGAAGAAACUCUUUUGUAUGGCAGCGUAACUAAUGUGACCAAAAGUUUUACAUUAAAAGGACAACAUGUUCAUUAAAAGGAAUUUUCUUUUGUAAUUUUAAUCCACAAGUCAUCAUUAGGAAGCAAAGGUUCUUUUGAGCAGAGUCCAUUACUGAAUCAAUACAUUGUACGGAGAUAUUUGUCAAAUAGAUUAUGAAAUUUUAUGUUGAAAAAUGUCAAAUUUCAGCUGUAGUUGCUUUUUAUUAGAUUUUGUAUUAAGGUUAUUUUUGUAAGAAAUAGAGAUUUAGAUACUGUAACAUUGUUAAUGCUUAAAUGUUGUUGAGUAAUGUGAAUGAUUAGUAAACGUAGAUA
Molecule: messenger RNA, 2257 nt
Organism: Mytilus trossulus (common blue mussel)
Lineage: Eukaryota; Metazoa; Mollusca; Bivalvia; Mytilida; Mytilidae
Product: X-ray repair cross-complementing protein 5-like
Exons: 20
Coding region: 88-1896 (602 amino acids)
Biological process (GO): double-strand break repair via nonhomologous end joining; telomere maintenance
Cellular component (GO): nucleus; Ku70:Ku80 complex
Molecular function (GO): damaged DNA binding; telomeric repeat DNA binding; DNA helicase activity
Source: RefSeq, a predicted model, not a curated record